Molecule: messenger RNA, 1711 nt
Organism: Solanum stenotomum
Lineage: Eukaryota; Viridiplantae; Streptophyta; Magnoliopsida; Solanales; Solanaceae
Product: sesquiterpene synthase 12-like
Exons: 7
Coding region: 18-1676 (552 amino acids)
Biological process (GO): diterpenoid biosynthetic process
Molecular function (GO): magnesium ion binding; terpene synthase activity
Source: RefSeq, a predicted model, not a curated record
UGUGUAAAGGAAUCAGAAUGUUUUCUGUAGCACCAAUCUUUCCAAAUUCUCAAUCAACUAUUAUUGGAAGGAGGACAUACAAUACUAAUAUUAAUACUUAUCAAGCAAAUUAUCUAAGCUUUCGUCUUUGGCCAAAUUUGUGUUCCAGAAGAACAAAAUUAAGGAGCCAAGCAAUGGAUCCUUCACGUCAUUUGGCUGAUUUUGAACCAACACUUUGGGGAGACCAUUUUCUCUCCUACACUCCUCAACAAACAGAAAUUAGUACCCAAGAGAAAGUUGAAGUUGAUGAAUUAAAAGAGAUGAUCAGGAAAACGUUGGUGGAAACUCCGGACCAUAGUACACAAAAACUUGUGUUGAUAGACACAAUUCAACGAUUGGGAGUAGCAUAUCAUUUUCAUAAUGAAAUCGAAAUAUCCAUUCAAAACAGUUUUGAUUCUCAACUACAGAGUGAGAAUAAUGAUGACAAUCUUCACGUUGUUUCUCUUCGUUUUCGACUACUGAGGCAACAAGGCCAUUACAUCUCUUCUGUUACCACCACUCGUCUCGAGUCCCUACUCCCCAACUUGACCAAUAACUCACUUAAGAUUCAAGUUACUGAAGCGUUAAGUCAGCCUAUUCGUAAAACAGUACCAAGGGUAGGAGCUAGAAAAUACAUACACAUUUAUGAAAAUAUCAAAUCACAUAAUGAUUUACUAUUGAAAUUCGCGAAAUUGAAUUUUAACAUGUUGCAAAAGGUGCAUCAAGACGAGCUUAACGAGAUAUCAAGGUGGUGGAAAGAUUUGGAUAUUGCAAACAAAUUACCAUAUGCAAAAGACAGAUUUGUGGAAAGUUACUUUUGGAUAAUUGGAUUGUCUGUUGAGCCCCAAUAUAGUCGAUUGAGAAGAAUGUUAACAAAAGUAGUCAACAUGAACUCUAUUGUUGAUGACACUUAUGAUGCUUAUGGAACCCAUGAUGAACUUGUGCUUCUCACUAAUGCAAUUGAGAGAUGGGACAUACGUGUUAUGGAUUCAUUACCACCAUAUAUGAGAAUUGUUUAUCAAGAACUUCUCAAUAUCUACGAUGAAGCAGAAGAAGUAUUGGCCAAAGAAGGCAAAUCGAAUAGCGUAAUCUACUAUGCAAAAAAUGAGUGGAAAAAAUUGACGGCUGCCUAUAUGAAGGAAAGUGAUUGGUUGAAUGCUGGUUAUAUUCCAAAAUGUGAUGAAUAUAUGAAAAAUGCAGUAAUAACAGCUACAUGUAUGCUUUAUGUAACAAAUUCCUUGGUUGGCAUGGACAAAUUGUAUAUGACCAAAGAGAAUAUUGAGUGGCUAACAAAUGGGCUUUUGGUUGCACGUUCUGCUGGAGCAAUCUGUCGAUGUAUGGAUGAUAUUUCUGAUCAUGAAGUUAAUCAACAAAGAGGACAUGUUGCUUCAAUUGUUGACUGCUACAUAAAAGAAUAUGGAGUUUCAAAGGAGGAGGCGUAUGUUGAGAUUCGGAAGAUGGUCACGAAUGCAUGGAAAGAUAUAAAUAAGGAAUUCCUUUUUCAUAAGGAAGUACCAUUUUUCGUCCUUGAACUAGGUUUAAAUUUUGCGCAAUUGGUAGAUACAACUUUUGGAGAUGGUCAUGACGAAUAUACAAGUCCCAAAUCCGAAACUAAAAAGAUGCUUAGUUUGUUGCUUGUUGAAUCCAUCAAUAUAUGACAACAAUGCAUAUGCACCUUCGACUAAAUGUAAUU